AUGGCGGUGGCAAGGAAAAUCAAAACUUUGUUGACUGUCAACAUCUUGGUCUUCGUGGGGAUCAUCCUCUUCUCGGUCUACUGCAGGAUCCAAGACCGGUCCCAGGAGCUGGUGCAGAUUGUCCGGAGCGCCGACAGGCGGAUGAGGAGCAGGAACGCCAAAGUGGGCGCCCUCUUGGACAGGGAGUCGAUCCUCCAGCGGCUGGACCACCUGGAGGAAGUUGUGUACAACCAACUCAAUGGUUUAGCCAAACCCAUGGGAUUAGUUGAAGGUCCUGGAGGUUUGGGUCAGGGAGGAAUGGCUGCAACCCUGAGAGAUGACAGCCACGAAUCUGAGACUAAGUAUGAAGAAUAUGGAUAUAAUGCCCAGCUGAGUGAUCGGAUUUCACUGGACAGGUCUAUUCCUGAUUACAGGCCAAAAAAGUGCAAACAGAUGUCCUACCCUGAGGAACUGCCCCAGAUCUCGGUGGUCUUUAUUUUUGUAAAUGAGGCCCUGUCUGUCAUCUUGCGCUCAGUACACAGUGUUGUGAAUCACACCCCAUCCCACUUGCUGAAGGAGAUUAUUCUGGUGGACGACAACAGCGACAAUGUUGAGUUGAAGUUUAAUUUGGACCAGUAUGUGCACAAGAGAUAUCCAGGACUGGUGAAAAUAGUGCGAAACAACAAACGGGAAGGGCUAAUCCGAGCCAGAAUCCAAGGUUGGAAAGCGGCAACGUCCCCUGUGGUUGGUUUUUUCGAUGCUCACGUUGAGUUCAACACUGGGUGGGUGGAGCCUGCUCUUACACGAAUCAAGGAGGACAGGAAACGCAUCAUCCUCCCGGCUAUUGACAACAUCAAGUACAACACUUUUGAGGUGCAGCAGUAUGCCAAUGCGGCUCAUGGCUACAACUGGGGACUGUGGUGCAUGUACAUCAUCCCACCUCAAGACUGGCUGGACAAGGGGGAUGAAUCGGCCCCCAUCAGGACACCAGCCAUGAUUGGCUGUUCAUUCGUGGUGGACAGAGAAUACUUUGGUGAGAUUGGGCUACUUGACCCUGGCAUGGAGGUUUACGGAGGAGAAAACAUUGAACUUGGCAUGAGGGUAUGGCAGUGCGGAGGAAGCAUGGAGGUGCUGCCAUGUUCUCGGGUGGCGCACAUCGAGCGCACCAAGAAACCAUACAACAACGACAUUGAUUACUAUGCAAAGCGCAAUGCCUUGCGUGCUGCUGAAGUCUGGAUGGACGACUUCAAGUCACAUGUUUAUAUGGCAUGGAACAUACCAAUGACGAACCCCGGAGUUGACUUUGGAGAUGUUUCGGAAAGAAUAGCUCUACGUCAGCAUCUUCAGUGCCGGAGUUUUAAGUGGUACUUGGAGAACGUCUACCCUGAAAUGAGGAUUUACAACAAUACCAUCACUUACGGAGAGGUACGCAACAGCAAAGCGAGUGGCUACUGCUUGGACCAAGGAGCAGAGGAGGACGACAAAGCAAUCCUUUAUCCAUGUCAUGGAAUGUCCUCCCAGCUUGUUCGUUACAGCACUGAAGGACUCCUGCAAUUAGGCCCCCUGGGAUCUACAGCAUUUCUGCCUGACUCAAAAUGCCUUGUCGAUGACGGGAAAGGAAGAACGCCCACACUAAAAAAAUGUGAAGACACUUUGAGGCCUGCACAGAGGCUGUGGGACUUCACCCAGAACGGUCCGAUCAUCAGCCGAGACACGGGACGGUGUCUAGAGGUAGAAAUGUCUAAGGAUGCUAAUUUUGGGCUGAGACUAGUAGUACAAAGAUGCUCGGGGCAAAAAUGGAUGAUCAGAAACUGGAUAAAACAUGGCCGACACUGA
Messenger RNA from Eublepharis macularius, 1815 nucleotides. It is a transcript of the gene GALNT9, whose product is annotated as polypeptide N-acetylgalactosaminyltransferase 9. The record is from RefSeq and is a predicted model, not a curated record. Gene Ontology annotation, cellular component: Golgi apparatus. The transcript is spliced from 11 exons. The coding region runs from base 1 to 1815 and encodes 604 amino acids. Lineage: Eukaryota; Metazoa; Chordata; Lepidosauria; Squamata; Eublepharidae.